CGAGCUCAAUCCCGCCGUCAAAGAACUGUGGCCCGCGUAUGACGAGCAUUCGCCCGACUGUAAACAGCGUGCCGAGGACAAGACGGCUGUAACCUAGCUAGACGUCCCCACCGCCAACCCCUCGGAAACAAGAGGUCUCUUGCGAGAGCCUCUUUUUCCCCAUGCAGAGGCGCUCGUCAGAGUCGUCCGAAGACUGCGUCGAUGCUCCCCUCAAGGCUUCGCGCCCUCAAGGACAGACGAGGCUGAACGACUCGGCUGCUCCCGUUCGACCCCCCCACGACAACCGCCAGCCAGAUCGACCCCAGAAUUCGGGCACAAGAUCUUUGUCUGCGACGAGCCGGAGACCGAGCAGUAACGUCAACUGGAGGCUUGGCCACAGCCGAGAUGGGUCCGCCGAGAAAGAAGCCGCAGGCUCCCAUCCUCCGUCCAUCGCAUUAUCCGCCGAGUAUGCAGGCGUAGGCGGCGAACGAACCCUUUCGUCAAAGCCGAACGCUCACCAGCCGCAAUCCCGAAAUCCCUGGGUUAUAUCGCUCCUGACGCUUCUCACCAGUCUGGUGGGCAUCGGCCUGCUACUCGCCGUCGUAUAUUCUGCGGCUGCCUUGCAUUGCGACCCCAAGGGAUGUCGCAUGUCUUGGAUGAGCCCUUCCUACGCCAAGUUCGACGACUUCGAUACCGAACACACCCGGCUCGCAUCCAAGUAUUCGUUGUAUCUAUAUCGAGAGCAAGGGUUUGAUAACGUGCCCAAGAUUAAGGGCAUACCGGUGCUAUUCAUACCGGGAAAUGCCGGCAGUUAUAAGCAGGUCAGAUCCAUUGCCUCAGAAUCGGCUAGGUAUUUUCACGAUGUCCUGCAGCACGAUGCGGCCUCUUUGAAUGCGGGGGCCAGGAAUUUAGAUUUCUUCACCGUCGACUUCAAUGAGGACUUUACUGCCUUCCAUGGCCAAACCAUGCUUGACCAGGCCGAAUAUGUGAACGAAGCCAUCAGGUAUAUCCUUUCUCUGUAUUUGGACCCGAAGAUUUCGGAACGGGACCCCAGCCUUCCAGACCCAUCUUCGGUCAUCAUACUAGGCCAUUCCAUGGGAGGGAUUGUGGCUCGGACGAUGUUCAUUAUGCCGAACUACCAGCCCGACUCCGUCAACACGAUUCUCACCAUGUCCGCUCCGCACGCUCGACCGCCCGUCACAUUCGAUCCGCAGAUUGUCCGAAUCUACAAUGACAUCAACAACUACUGGAGGCAGUCGUAUUCGAAGAAAUCGUCAGCCGAAAACGCCCUUGGCCAAGUGACUCUAGUGUCUAUCGCCGGUGGCGGUCUAGACACUGUUGUCCCGUCAGACUAUGCAGGUCUAGAGUCUAUCGUCCCCGAAACCCACGGGUUUACCGUUUUCACGUCUACAAUUCCUAGCGUUUGGACCAGCAUGGACCACCAGGCAAUUACGUGGUGCGAUCAGUUCCGAAAGGUUAUUGUCCGCGCGCUAUACGAUGUUGUGGACAAUCGUGGAAGAUCGCAGACCAAAUCACGAGUGGAUAGAAUGAAGGCAUUCAAGAGACGGUUCCUUACCGGGUUGGAGAGCUUUGUCGAGAAAACGUUGCCGGAAAUCACUUCAUCCACGCUGCUCACGCUAGAGGAGAACUCUACCACCGUGAUCUCCUCGAGUGAGCGCCUCGUCCUUCGCAGCUUAGGUUCAACCAAGCAGCGAAGAGCCUACCUUCUUACCCGGCCGGCUGACGAAUCCGCCGCGGGAAAAAAGCUUACUCUGUUGUCGGACAGCAAACUGGACCGGCCCGGCGAGGAUGGGAAACUUGAGGUCCUUUUGUGUGGCUCCUAUCUCCCCCACUCAGGGCAAGUCAACAUACCGUUUUCGAUGGACGUCGACCUGUCUGGCGGUGGUGGGGAGUCGAUCAAGCUUGCCUGCAAGAACGUCGCGACCGAUGUGUUGUCUUUACCAGCAUCGUCUCGAGUGACGGAAGCCCCAUUUUUCAAAGCGGACGAGUCGCAGAUUCCACCAUUUUCAUACCUCGAGUACGAAAUCGAAGACAUCUCGGAAUACGACUACGUCGCGAUCAUCGACAAGACUGGCUCGCCAACGACCGGAUGGCUAGUAGCGGAAUUUAGUGACACGGCGGAUACCCAUUUGACUCGACAUAUCAGCCUCAGACGUCUGCUCAGUUUCGGCCUGUCGCUACGCCUUCCUGCCGGCCGGGCGAUGGUCGCCGAAGUAAAACUCCCCUCUGUCCAGAGCAGCCUGUUAGCAUACAAUCUCAAGAUCGAAGGCCGGGCUUGUAACGAACGGGAUCAGCUGUUCGCCCCCUUGAUCCGGCAGUAUCUCUCUCAGCCGUACGAGUCCAAGUAUUUUGUCAACGCCAAGGAUGUGGAGAUCAGCCUGCACGGCGUCUCGCCGUACAUACCUUCACCCGCGAGGGCUAAGCAGCUCGAUGACGGUCUCAGUCUUCAGUUCUGGACAGAUCCUACUUGCGGCUCGAACCUGUCAAUCCGCAUAACGGUCGAUUGUAUGGGCAGCCUCGGGAAGCUGUACAUGCGCUAUCGUACCGUAUUCGCAUCAUUCCCCUUACUAGUAGUUGCGCUCGUGUUGCGAAAGCAAUUCCAGACCUACGACAAGACAGGCGUCUUCAUUUCCUUUUCGGAGAGUCUAGACUUCUGCCUAAGGCGUUCGUUGCCAAUGCUUCUCCUGUCUAUGACUCUCCUGUCGCUUUCGAUGGGCCAGUCAGGCUCGACGAGGCCCAACAGCCCCUGGUUUUGGCAAAAUGGUACCACAGCCGUCGAUUCCGUCCAGAACGACUUGUUGGUGGGAACAUCAGAUCCAUUCUUCUGGUUCCUGAUCCCCAUGAUCGGCAUCAUCUGCGUCGGCGUGUGCAUGGCUCUCCACUAUGUAACUCUGCUCCUUACUUGGACGCUCAGUAUCAUCUACGGCUGGGUAUUCCUUUGGCCGGCAACGCCGCAUGAGAAGAAGCGCGCGUCAUCACCAGCCUUUACGCCCUCGUCACCCCGGGGACGAUUUGCGACCGCCGGGGUCCUACUCUUACUGGUCUCGACGUUCAUUCCCUAUCAGUUCGCAUAUGUAGUCGCCUGUCUCGUGCAGUUAAGCACCGCCGUCCGCGCUCAUCGGUCCGCGCGCGAAACUCAGUCGCCCGCAAGUGUCAGCUUCAGCAACUACGUUCACUCGAUUCUUCUCCUGAUGGUCUGGGUUCUGCCGAUCAACCUGCCUACCUUGGUCGUCUGGGUUCGAAACUUGGCCGUCCGCUGGUUCACGCCGUUCUCGUCUCACCAUAACGUGCUGUCGAUCCUGCCGUUCAUUCUUCUAGUCGAAACCCUGACUACUGGUAAGAUGGUCCCGCAAGUGGCAAGCCGAUUUCGUUUCCUGACGAACGUCUUGUUCUUCGGCAUAGCCAUCUACGCAGCUAUUUACGGCGUGUCGUACGCGUAUAUGCUACAUUAUCUAGUAAACCUAGUCGCAGCGUGGCUUGUGGUAGUACACUCGACGUCGGACUCCUGGAUACUUGCCGGGUUAAGCUCUAUAUUCGACGGUGAGUCGGCCGACGACCGCAAGCAGGGCAAAACCCCUUGAUCGACCAGCACUCGUAUGUUGGCUCGAGCACCGCGUGCAGUGUAUAGAUAUAUGUCUAUCCAGGAACUCUAUUUUUUGUAUAUCAUAUCUGAGAUCGUUGGAUAUGAGAACACAUUUGCAAGGAGGCGUUUUAUUCGACUUUGCCAUCCUUUGUAUAUACUCGUCAGAAUCCGCUCAACCGGCCCCCGUCAAGGUCAGCCGUCUUCUUUUUCCUGGGACUCUCCUCGACGACCUCGGCCGAGCCGGAUCACUUCCUUUUCGCGAAAUUCCCGCGCCCAGUUCCGCAGCUUGGCGUUUGCCUUUUACCAUGGUUUGGAGUUCGGGUUCAACGGCGGUUUGAGUAGUUGCGCAGCGGUGGGUGCGCUAAUUUCGCCAUUCUGGCCAUCUCACGCCAUGUCGGCUCGCCGGAUACCGGCCGUAAAAGUUGUGCAGUAUGGAAUGGGUUGGCGUCGUGGA
This is a messenger RNA of Durotheca rogersii, 4037 nucleotides long. Its product is annotated as PGAP1-domain-containing protein. Gene Ontology annotation, cellular component: endoplasmic reticulum. The record is from RefSeq and is a predicted model, not a curated record. Gene Ontology annotation, biological process: GPI anchor metabolic process; endoplasmic reticulum to Golgi vesicle-mediated transport. Gene Ontology annotation, molecular function: phosphatidylinositol deacylase activity. Bases 162 to 3581 code for a protein of 1139 amino acids. NCBI's taxonomy places the organism in Eukaryota, Fungi, Ascomycota, Sordariomycetes, Xylariales, Xylariaceae. The transcript has 2 exons.